Messenger RNA from Loa loa (African eye worm), 899 nucleotides. RefSeq lists its product as hypothetical. Lineage: Eukaryota; Metazoa; Nematoda; Chromadorea; Rhabditida; Onchocercidae. The transcript has a single exon. Bases 270 to 899 code for a protein of 209 amino acids. The record is from RefSeq and is a predicted model, not a curated record.
GGAAUCGACUGCAUUUUAUCGAAACCUAUUCACCAAUUCAUUUAUUUCUCGGCGAUCCAUCACUAUCUUCUGCACAUGUAUCCAUCCAUAAAUCUUGAAAGGCUUCAUUCCGAACUACAAUACCGCCGUACUCCCUACCUACACCUAUUGCUGCUGUUGCUGCUGUUGCUACCACUUGUUCAAGAUUUGGAACCAUCUUUUUGUUCUAUUAGCAUCGCUUUCAGGUGGUAGUUUUCAGUGCGGAACAGCUGUUCUAUUGAGGAAUUGUCAUGUUGCGGCAAGCCUUAAUCAUCGACAGUUUAGCGGAUAUUUUCCAAUUACUACUAAUUGCUCCAUCAUUGCGCUUCCGACAGCGACGCAUAUCAGUUCAACUAAUCUUUAUUCUUUUACUUCUACUUUCGGCAAAAGCCAUCUUAGCUAUUGGUAUUUGCGCCCAACCUGAAAUAGCUUGCAGUGCGCAACUUCAUUCUUACCCUUUGCUAAGAUCAGAAGAAGCUUCCAGUAGGAAUGUUGGGUCUAGUAUAAGAGAUUUUCCAUUGUAUGACGAAUUCCUUGCACCCACACAUAUAUUCGAUUUUUCAAAAGCAGCUAACCUAACAGGUGAAAGGAUUUGUGAAUGUCCAAAUGGUGCAAGCUGCCAUUUGGAGGAAGAAAAUAUCAUCAAAUUGGAUGAAAUGGUUACGUUGGUGUUUUGCGACCGGGUGGAUAAUAUAUUUAGGCGCCCAUGUCAUGGAACGCGAAGUUUAAUCCGUGUUAUUGGCCAGAUCCAUGAAUCCGGUGAAUCCCUGACAACCAUUGUUGAAACGUUUCUCUUCUGCAAAUGCGAACGGGGCUAUCGACGAAUUCGUGUAGAAGCUUGGUUAAAUCAUUUAUAUGCAUUUAUUUAUCGGUGUUUGUAA